This is a messenger RNA of Dichomitus squalens LYAD-421 SS1, 1864 nucleotides long. RefSeq names its product CTP synthase. Gene Ontology annotation, molecular function: identical protein binding; CTP synthase activity. The coding region runs from base 1 to 1848 and encodes 615 amino acids. Gene Ontology annotation, biological process: pyrimidine nucleobase biosynthetic process; CTP biosynthetic process. The record is from RefSeq and is a predicted model, not a curated record. Gene Ontology annotation, cellular component: cytoophidium; cytoplasm. Lineage: Eukaryota; Fungi; Basidiomycota; Agaricomycetes; Polyporales; Polyporaceae. The transcript has 12 exons.
AUGUUUGUCCCGAGGACGACGGAAAAGCGCAAGGGGAAUUUUGAGAACGGCAUCGGGAAGGGGGUCAUCGCCUCCUCCACGGGCUUGCUCCUCAAGACUACUGGUCUCAAGGUCACAGCCAUCAAAAUUGACCCUUACAUGAAUAUCGAUGCUGGUACCAUGCGGCCGCAGGAGCAUGGCGAGGUCUACGUCUUGAACGAUGGCGGCGAGGUGGACCUCGACCUUGGAAACUAUGAACGCUACCUGAAUGUGACCUUGAGCCGAGAUAACAACAUCACUACUGGUAAGAUCUAUCGGGAGGUCAUUGAGAAGGAGCGUCGUGGAGAUUACCUGGGGAAGACUGUGCAGAUUGUUCCUCAUGUCACGAACGCAAUCCAAGAUUGGAUAGAGCGCGUCUCGAAGAUUCCCGUCGAUGAGACUGGCGAGGAGCCUGACGUCUGCAUUGUCGAGCUGGGUGGGACCGUUGGUGAUAUCGAGUCCGCGCCAUUCGUCGAGGCCAUGCGACAGUUCCAGUUCCGUGUCGGAUAUGAAAACUUUGCCCUCAUUCACGUCUCACUGGUCCCCGAUAUGCACGGUGAGCAGAAGACGAAGCCAACGCAGACUACUGUACACGCACUGCGCGGUCUUGGUCUACUACCCGACUUGAUCGCUUGUCGACUAAUCGUACAAAAACCUCUCGAGCCCGCAACGAAGAGCAAGAUUUCCAUGUUCUGUCACGUCGCACCAGAACAGGUCGUCGGCGUUCAUGACGUCUCUUCGGUGUACCACGUUCCCCUCCUUCUCCAGUCCCAAGGUAUCGUCGAAUACCUCCAAAAGCGAUUAAAUCUCGUAUCUAUCAAAAUCACUCCUGAGAUGCAAGAGCGGGGCGACUCAUUAGCCAAGCGCUGGCGUGAGCUCACGACACGACAAGAACGUCUUUACGAGAGCGUGACGAUUGCUCUCGUGGGCAAAUACACUGAUAUGCAGGACUCGUACAUGUCCGUUAUCAAGUCACUGGAACACUCUGCCUUCCGGUGUAACAGGAAACUGGUCCUCAAGUGGGUGGAUGCUUCCGACCUGGAGCCUGAUACCCAGGUCACAAGCCCAGCAAAAUACCAUGAUGCGUGGAAAGCCGUCGUUUCGGCAAAUGGCAUCCUCGUUCCCGGUGGCUUUGGCGUGCGCGGCUCAGAAGGCAUGAUGCUCGCGAUCAGGUGGGCACGUGAGAAGAAGAUCCCGUUCCUCGGUAUCUGCUUCGGCUUCCAGCUCGCCGUCGUUGAGUUUGCGCGCAACGUCUGCGCUCUCGAAGGCGCAACGUCGACCGAGUUCGACGAAAAGACCAAACACCCAAUCAUCAUAUUCAUGCCCGAGAUUUCGCGUACACAGAUGGGCGGCACGAUGCGCCUCGGCCUCCGCCCCACCGUCUUCGAAGCCGACUCGGACGUCGCCGGCGCUCGCCCCUCCGCCGUGCGCAAGCUCUACGGCGGCGCGCCCAAGAUCUGGGAGCGCCACCGGCACCGGUACGAGGUCAACCCGGAGUACAUCGACCGCCUCGUGGAGAAGGGGCUGCGCUUCGUCGGCAAGAGCGAGAGCGGCGAGCGCAUGCAGGUCCUCGAGCUCCCCGACCACCCGUACUUCGUCGGGUUCCAGGCGCACCCCGAGUUCUGCACGCGCCCGCUGAACCCGAGCCCGCCGUUCUUGGGGUUCGUGGCCGCGGCGAGCGGGUCGCAUGUGCUCGAGGAGCAGCUGGAGGUGCAGUCGAGAAGCUUCAAGCCGCCGCAUCCCGAGGGGGCAAUGGUCGCCGAGGAGAUCUUGAGGCAUGAUUCGCCGCGGCCCGCUGGGGAGGAGGCGAUUUUGGCUUCGGAGCAAUGAAGUUCAGAGGGUAUGU